AUUGUCGGGUAUAUUUAGAGCCAGCCUAACGUAGAGAGAGUUCAUAGCAGACGGGUGAGAGACCAAGGGAGGCGGAGGAUGAAAUGUGGUUGAAGAUCUGGGUGGAAUUUUCAGCUGAUUGAUUUUGGUGGGGCGAACGCUGUUUCAAUGUGGUAAGCGAAAAGACGCGAGUGACUGAGAGGAUUGGGGUGAACGCAGAGCCGCGGUGUUUCCGGAUAUAUCCAUCAGAAGCGAACGUUAAGUCGACAUGCCUAAGCUUUACUAUCUACAAAAGACGGGCUUCCUGGCCCUGUUCACCAUGAUGGUGGUAUUCACGGCGGUAUUGAUGUUUUUGUAAUGAUACGACGAACGGUGUGGGAUAAAGGGGACUUUAUCCAUGGACUGUCACGGAAGGACCUGAACCAGUAUUAACGUUAUACACAAUCUCGUCUGCCUGUCUGCUGUGUAUGUGCACGUACAAGCUUAAGUGACCAGCUGGGUUGAUCACUCAAGAGAAAGGAACCAGAACUACAAAGAAAUCAUCCGUUUGUCUGUUGAAAGAAUAUUGAGAAGAGUUCAAGAUGUCCAGGAGACCAACGUACAACAGGCAAGACUCCUUGUCCGCCACUCUUCAAGAAGCCUUCAUAAAAUACGACAAGAAGAAAACGGGAAAGAUGGACAUUCACGACCUGUUCCGCGCGCUGCGCAUGCUGGGACUGAACCCGACGGAAGAACAGAUCAUCUCCAUCCGCAGGGAUAUCGACGACGGGUCGGGGUUCGUGCACUUCGACGACUUCUGCAACAUCGUCAGAAGAUUAAUGUACCAAGCAGAAGAGGAGCACGCCGCCGAUGAUCUGAGAGUGGCGUUCCAAAUGUUCGACAGAGAAGGUUCUGGGUACAUACGGGCAACCGAAUUUAGGAAGGUGAUGACGACAUUAGGGUACCGGAUGAGUGUACAGGAAGUGGACGACAUCCUGAAGAUGGUUGACGUCACAGGAGAUGGAAUGAUCAACUACGAGGAAUUCAUCAACGUUUUGGCCGCGUGAAGGAGAAAAUAAUUCAAUGUCUGCUUUUUAUUGAUUUAUACUGACAGCUAUGGGAUAUGAGGAGAGAUGCUUUGAGUCUCUAAGCUUCAGCUAAAAAAAUUGCAAACUAGAAUUAAUAAACACCAGCUAGCUAAGGGUAUAUCGCCCCUUAAGUAAAAAACGUCGUGUGUAAGCACGUCGACCGAUGAUGAUGAUUAUUAACACUAAAUUCAUAAGGAAAUAUUCUCAUUGAUUGAUAUGAUGUAACAAUGUUACCGGUAGCUGUGGAUAUAAUGACAAUUAUUGUAAAUUCCUCUAGAGACUUUAAAUUAACAUUAAAUUCGCAUGGGGUAUUCUUUUCGAUCAAGAAGAUGUAACAAUAUCAAUUGUAGCUAUUUGUAUAAUUAGACUUAUUUUAAGUC
Molecule: messenger RNA, 1426 nt
Organism: Branchiostoma floridae (Florida lancelet)
Lineage: Eukaryota; Metazoa; Chordata; Leptocardii; Amphioxiformes; Branchiostomatidae
Product: calmodulin-A-like
Exons: 5
Coding region: 561-1025 (154 amino acids)
Cellular component (GO): myosin II complex
Molecular function (GO): calcium ion binding
Source: RefSeq, a predicted model, not a curated record